AUGGCUGUAGAAGAAAAAGGACCUGAUGACUACACACAAGAUGGGACUGUGGAUCUCAAAGGGAACCCUGUCCUUAGAUCCAAGAGAGGUGGAUGGACUGCUUGUUCCUUUGUUGUUGUGUAUGAGGUGUUUGAACGCAUGGCCUACUAUGGUAUAUCAUCAAACUUGGUCAUUUACCUAACCAAGAAACUCCAUCAGGGCACUGUCAAGUCAUCCAACAAUGUCACCAACUGGGUUGGCACGGUUUGGGUUACUCCACUCUUGGGUGCAUACGUUGCUGACGCUCAUCUAGGACGCUAUUGGACGUUCGUGAUUGCAUCUGCAAUCUAUCUUGCGGUAUAUCUCAUCUACUACACACACGGGAUGUCUGUACUAACCCUAGCAGUUUCAGUCCCUGGACUAAAGGCCCCUCGCUGUGUGGAUCAAAAUGUAGAAAAUUGUAAGAAGGCAUCCACAUUACAACUAGCAGUAUUCUAUGGUGCACUCUACACCUUGGCAGUGGGCACCGGUGGGACGAAGCCGAACAUCUCGACCAUCGGAGCCGACCAGUUUGACGAUUUCGAGCCGAAGGAGAAAGCUCAGAAGCUCUCAUUCUUCAACUGGUGGAUGUUCAGCAUCUUCUUUGGGACACUAUUUGCCAACACAAUUCUUGUGUAUAUACAAGACAAUGUGGGCUGGACCCUUGGAUAUGGGCUUCCCACCUUGGGCCUUGCGAUAUCGGUUCUGAUUUUCUUGGUUGGAACACCGUUUUAUAGACAUAGGGUUCCCUCUGGGAGUCCAUUCACAAGGAUGGCUAAGGUCAUAGUGGCUGCCCUAAGGAAGUGGACUGUACCUGUUCCUAGUGACCCUAAAGAGCUCUAUGAACUUGAUUUGGAAGAGUACACCAAGGGAGGAAAGUUUAGGAUUGACUCUACACCAACAUUAAGAUUCCUCAACAAAGCUUGUGUCCAAGCAGGUUCAACCAAUCCAUGGAUGUUAUGCUCAGUCACCCAAGUUGAGGAAACAAAGCAAAUGCUCCGAAUGAUACCAAUCUUGAUAGCCACAUUUAUUCCCAGUACCAUGAUUGCUCAAAUCAACACCCUUUUUGUCAAGCAAGGCACCCUUCUGAACAGAAAUCUUGGGAGCUUCAAAAUCCCUCCGGCCAGCCUAACCGCGUUUGUAACGAUCUCCAUGCUCAUCUGCGUCGUGCUAUACGACCAAUUCUUCGUAAGAAUAGUGAGGAGGUGGACAAAAAACCCAAGAGGCAUCACUCUUCUACAAAGAAUGGGAAUUGGUAUAGUCAUCCACAUUUGUAUCAUGACAAUUGCAUCCCUAACUGAGAGGCAUAGGCUUAAUGUGGCCAAGGACCAUGGUCUAGUCGAAAAUGGAAAACCAGUACCCCUAACAAUUUUCAUUCUACUUCCUCAAUUUGUGCUUAUGGGAACCGCGGACGCGUUUCUAGAGGUGGCAAAGCUCGAGUUCUUCUAUGAUCAAGCACCUGAAAGCAUGAAGAGUCUUGGGACUUCUUAUGCCAUGAUCACUCUAGGAAUUGGGAAUUUCGUAAGCAGUUUCCUUCUUUCAACAGUUUCUCAUAUCACCAAGGAGCAUGGUCACCAUGGCUGGAUUUUGAACAACCUCAAUGCUUCUCACCUUGACUAUUAUUACGCGUUUUUCGCAUUACUAAGCUUCUUGAAUUUCAUUUUUUUCUUGGUCAUGACUAAGUUCUAUGUAUAUAAGGCAGAAGUCUCGGAUUCAAUGGCAGUUCUUACAGAAUCACUGGGAGGAUCAACCCAUAGAUUAGCUAAUCAAGAAGCACAGAGGACCUAAGUAGACAUGGCAAGCUAGGCAGAGCAGAAAGUUCAGAAAAGGAAAAACAAGACUGCAUGCAACUUGGAGACAAUGUGAUUUACCUUUUGGGUGUUGGCUGUUGGGCUGAGUGUGCUUUAAGUUUUUCUUUAUUUCAUUGAAAAAAAAUUGUACUUGUACACUUUGUUAAAAGAAAAGGAAUGAAAUAUAGAAAUUAGC
Messenger RNA from Ilex paraguariensis (yerba mate), 2004 nucleotides. The record is from the annotation of a GenBank genome assembly. Lineage: Eukaryota; Viridiplantae; Streptophyta; Magnoliopsida; Aquifoliales; Aquifoliaceae.